This is a messenger RNA of Poeciliopsis prolifica (blackstripe livebearer), 1604 nucleotides long. It is a transcript of the gene lsm1, whose product is annotated as LSM1, U6 small nuclear RNA associated. The transcript has 5 exons. Gene Ontology annotation, cellular component: Lsm1-7-Pat1 complex; P-body. The record is from RefSeq and is a predicted model, not a curated record. Gene Ontology annotation, molecular function: RNA cap binding. Bases 846 to 1247 code for a protein of 133 amino acids. NCBI's taxonomy places the organism in Eukaryota, Metazoa, Chordata, Actinopteri, Cyprinodontiformes, Poeciliidae. Gene Ontology annotation, biological process: deadenylation-dependent decapping of nuclear-transcribed mRNA.
GCCAUCUUGGAUACUUUCGGUCGCGAAACAAACGGCUCUUUGAGAUGAACGACGGCUCCUCACCGAGAGCCGUUCGUCAGCGUAGGGGAGGGAUCGUUGUGCUACAAACAGAGCAGCACCACAUGAGAAAUGGAAGGCGAGAAACCAGCUGAGGGGGAAGAGAGAGAGAGAGAGAUCGCAAGCGAGCGCUCAGUUUUGUUUUGUUUUUUAGCCUUUAGCUGCUCAGCUCUCUGUCAGUGGCUCCGCUCUGGACCUUACCAAGCUCCGCCCACAACCGACCCAGAAAGUCUCACAAACAAAGCCUCGCGGCGCUUUGUUUCUAUGUAAACAUGGGGAAUUCCACUUGAACUGAUAAGAGUAUUUCUGAGUCGAUUAUUGCAUAAUUUAUGCUCGGAUUUUCACCAAAUAUCAGCUACAACAAUGGACAGAGGAACUAACAAUGUAAAUGUCAUCUCUUUUGGAUGACAUCAAGGUGUUUGAACCACGAUGCUCCAACAUUGUGCACGUCACAGCACAACGCUUUCGGUCGAUGAGGAAAACGGCAGUGAUAAACCUCAGCAUCAAUAUAGCUGUGGACAAGAUCACUGAUGCCUAUUGGUCUUGCAAGGCUGGUGAGACAUUCAUGACUACGAGCAAGUGAAGAUUUGCUCACUUUUGUAGCAGCAAGUACCAUCUCCUUGAACCAGCAGGUGGCGCUAGUGCAAGUCGAAUGACGGCAACCUCAGUCAAGUAAUAGUAGAAGAAGAGGGCAUUUCCUGCGCAGAUGUUAAAAGGAACAAAUUCUGAAAUAUUCAUGGCUUGACUAUAAAUGAAUGUGUUGGAAGUGAAAAAUACCGAAGCUCAAGAUGAACUACGUGCCAGGGACGGCGAGCCUCAUUGACGACAUCGACAAAAAGCACCUGGUGUUGCUCCGAGAUGGCAGAACUCUGAUUGGUUACCUCAGGAGCAUCGACCAGUUUGCCAAUUUGGUGUUUCACCAGACGGUGGAGCGCAUCCACGUGGGGAAAAAGUUUGGAGACAUCCCGAGAGGCAUCUUCAUCGUGAGAGGGGAAAAUGUGGUUCUGCUUGGAGAGAUGGACGUGGAUAAGCCCUGCGACACCAUCCUGCAGCAGGUCUCCAUCGAAGAGAUCCUAGAGGAGCAGCGGCUGCAGCAGCAAGCCAAGCAGGAGACGGAGAAAGUCAAGAUGCAGGUCCUGAAGGACCGAGGCCUCUCCAUUCCCAAAGCGGAUAACUUGGACGAGUACUAAAGCAGCUUUCCAUAUUUUUUUUUUUUUUCUCAGUUUGUAUCGGACUUGUAACUUGUACCUUUGAACCGAGGAGUUUAGUGUUUUGUGGGCAGAAUUAUCAAGUUGCAUCCAUUUACUGUACUCGUUGAUUUUUAUUGGACGUAUUUGAAGGAAAAUGUGAUCAGCUCACCUCAGUUUUGUGAGAUCAUGGCAGUAAAGUACAAAAAAAAUUGUUUUUCCAGAUUACUGUUAGUAGUUUUGAGUAUAUAAAAGCACUUUGUAUUUCGUUACAACAUGGUGAGCUUUCAUGUUUGAGGAUGUCUGCGUCUGCUAAUGAUGAGCACUACUUUCUCAAAUAAACGAAUGAUUAGUUUGUCA